Messenger RNA from Marmota flaviventris (yellow-bellied marmot), 252 nucleotides. Lineage: Eukaryota; Metazoa; Chordata; Mammalia; Rodentia; Sciuridae. The record is from RefSeq and is a predicted model, not a curated record.
AUGAAGCUGCUUCUCCUGUUCCUGUCCAUCUUUCUGGCUGUGGAACCCGUGAUGUCAGGAAGACAUUCCCUCCUUCGAUGCAUGGGUAGCAUGGGCGUCUGCAGGACCGCUUGCAGGAAGAUAGAACAUACCUACUUCUACUGCAGAAAUUACCAGUCGUGCUGUCUCCAGUCCUUCAUGAGGAUAAACGUGGCUGGCAAAGACGAACCUGGUGUUUUGUCCUACGCAAAGCACUGGCCCAAGAUACCCUGA